AACGGCCCCUCCUCCUCUAGCGCACGCUGUUGGGCUCUCAGCUGCGAGGGGCUCACACGAGCAGACUUCUCUUCUCGUACUGGUCGAGCUUCACGCGUGAUCAGCAUCUCCGCCUCGGGGACUUUGUGGUGGACGAUUCGCGAUGGACUGACGGUCCACUAGUGGGCCAGGUGUGGAUACUCUGCGUGAGAAGACUACUUUCCCCCCCCCCCCCCUUUGACCUCUUGUUGCGAGGCACCUUUCUGAGGGCUAGACUCCCCCACCAUGGAAGAGGAAGACGGGCAUCUGGAGAACGCCGUCCACGCCGUUAAGGAGUCGGACCGACAGCAGCGUCUCAGACUGUGUGUCCUCAACGAAAUGUUAAACACAGAGCGGGAUUACGUGCGGACUUUACUCUUCCUCCAGUCGGCAUUUUUGCAACGAAUCAGACAAACUGCAGAUGACCAACAGUGUCUUUCACCUGAACACGUCAAGAUUCUUUUUUCCAACAUUGAGGACAUCCUGGAAUUGCACAAAGAGGUGUUGUCCUCUGUGGAGGCCAUCCUGCAGCCUGAACCUCAGCCUCAUCAUGCCCUGGGGCAUGUGUUUCUCCAGUUUAGGGAAAGUUUCUCAGUGUACGGGGAGUACUGCAGUAAUCAUGAGAAGGCUCUGCGGCUUCUGAUGGAGCUUAACAAGAUACCCCACAUCAGGACCUUCCUCCUGCACUGUAUGCUACUGGGAGGGAAGAAGAGCACAGAUAUUCCCUUAGAAGGCUAUCUUCUCACUCCCAUCCAGAGGAUCUGCAAGUACCCUCUGCUACUGAAGGAGUUACUGAAGAGGACCCCUAAGAAGCAUACUGACUAUCCUGCUGUUGAGGAGGCUCUGCAGGCCAUGAAGGCUGUCUGCUCCAACAUCAAUGAGACUAAGCGGCAGAUGGAGAAACUGGAAGCCUUGGAACAGCUGCAGUCUCACAUUGAAGGCUGGGAGGGGACUAACUUAACGGAUAUCUGCACAGAGUUGCUGCUUCAUGGUAAUCUCCUCAAGAUCUCUGCGGGCAAUAUUCAAGAGCGAGUCUUCUUCCUGUUUGAUAAUCUUUUGGUCUACUGUAAGAGGAAGUCCAGGGUUUCUGGAAAAAAGUCCACCAAGAGGACCAAGUCUAUUAGCGGUCCUCUCUAUGUGUUCAGGGGAAGAAUCAACACAGAGGUGAUGGAGGUGGAAAACGUGGAGGAUGGAACAGCGGAUUAUCACAGCAACAAUUACACAGUGACCAAUGGCUGGAAGAUCCACAACACUGCUAAAAACAAGUGGUUUGUCUGCAUGGCCAAAACAGCGGAGGACAAGCAGAAAUGGCUAGAUGCUAUUUUGAGGGAGCGGGAGCAGAGAGAGAGUCUCAAACUUGGAAUGGAGCGGGACGCCUAUGUGAUGAUCGCGGAGAAAGGAGAGAAGCUCUAUCACAUGAUGAUGACCAAGAGCCGACACCUCAUUAAGGACAGACGCAGAAAGCUCAGUAUUGUGCCCAAGUGCUUCAUGGGAAAUGAGUUUGUUUCGUGGCUGAUCGAGAACGCAGAGAUCAGUAAACCUGACGAAGGGGUCAACUUAGGACAAGCCUUGUUGGAAAAUGGCAUCAUUCACCAUGUGUCAGACAAGCAUCAGUUCAAAAAUGAGCAGGUGUUGUACCGUUUCCGCUAUGAUGACGGCACCUACAAGGCCCGCAGCGAGAUGGAGGAUAUCAUGUCUAAGGGCGUCAGGCUGUACUGCCGCCUUCACAGCCUUCACACGCCCGUCAUCAAGGACCGAGACCAUCAUUUGAAAACAUUUAAAUCAGUAGUGCCUGCUUGCAAACUUGUGGACUGGCUUCUCUCACAGGGAGACUGCUCGACACGAGAGGAUGCAGUGACGCUGGGCGUGGGUCUCUGCAACAACGGGUUCUUGCAUCACGUUUUGGAGAAAAGCGAGUUCAAAGACGAGUCUCAGUUCUUCCGCUUCUACGCAGAUGAAGAGACAGAAGGAACCAGCUCAAAGAGCAAGCAGCUCCAGCGGAAUGACUUCAAACUCAUCGAGAACAUCUUGGUCAAAUCUCUGGUGAUUCACCCCGAGGAGGAGGAUUACGGCUUCGAGAUUGAAGAGAAAAACAAGGCCAUUGUGGUGAAGUCUGUCACCAGAGGCUCACACGCUGAGAUGGCGGGUUUGCAGGUGGGCAGAAAGAUCCACACCAUCAAUGAGGACCUGUUGUUCCUCAGGCCUUUCUCUGAGGUGGAAGCCCUGAUCAACCAGGCCUUCUGCAUACGACGCUCCCUGCGGCUGCUCGUCACCACCAAGGCCAAGGAGAUUGUGAAGGUCCCUGACAAUCCCGAUAGCCUUUCUUUUCGACUGUGUGGUUCUGCGCCGCCUCAUGUCCACGCUGUAAGGAAAGGCUGGGAGGCGGCAGGAGCGGGACUUCAGCCCGGUCAAGUCAUCCUGAAAGUCAAUGGCAACAAUGUCAACCGUAGCGACUACCAAGAGGUCCUGGAGCACUUUAGCGCGCAGCAGACAAACAUCGAGCUUCCCCAUCUGUGGGUAUACCGUGCUUUCGAGGAUGUUGAAGAACUUCAAAGCCUGCGAGCUUCAGCUGAUAAGGAAGACAGCCCGUUCAGGCCUUACCCAGUUGAAAAUGGUUCUGACCACAAAGAGGAAAAUGGCACUAAUGGAACAGAUUAUAGACUUGGAAGCCUUUCUCUCUCAGAUGACACGCCGCUGGUCAACUUGACCGUGGAUAAUGUCCACCUGGAGCACGGGGUGCUCUAUGAAUAUGUCAGCACUGCUGGGAUCAAGAGCCAUGUCCUAGAGAAGAUAAUGGAGCCUAAAGGCUGCUUUAGCCUCACUGCUAAGAUUCUUGAGGCAUUCUCCAGUGAUGACAGGCUGUUUGUUAGUAACUGCAGCCAGCUCAUCUCCCAGAAUGACAGAGUGGUCACUAUGCCACAGUAUGAGUUCAGGAACAUCUGUGACACCAAACUGGAGAGCAUACGAUGGCGCAUCAAUAGCUACCAGCAGUUUUCCUCGGAACUUCAAAAUAUGGCCUGGCCCACCAUUAGGCAAGCUAGCAUGCGAAGCCACCCGCUGAGCUGCAUGGACUUUGUUCCUACCAACUUCCACAUCAACCUGAUGCAGGUUUCCUACCCCAAGAGUGCCUCAGCUGGCAGGACCUUCAGUAUCCGCUUUGGAAGGAAGAACUCUUUGUUUGGGCUCGACCCAGAUCAAGCUCAACUGAACCCCAUGUCACACACCCAGCAUUGUGUGACCAGCAUGGGAGCUCCUUCUUGGAACUCUUCAGGCCUGGACGGCGAAGACUGUGAGGAAUCCAUGAAUGGAGGCGAAGGUUUGAUGGACAGUAGAGGUCAUGGCGAAGGCGGCUUGAGUUUUCUGCUCAAGCAAGAGGACACAGAGACGCAGGACGCCUACCUUCAUUUGUACAGCCGCCUGGAUGUUGCUGUUCGAGAAAUGAAGCAAUAUGUGGCUCAGAUAGAUGUUCUUUUGUCAUCCAUCACCGAGCCCACACAGAACCAGACAAGUGGGAGGGAGGCUCCCGUCUAUGAGACAGGCCAGCCUCCCCCUUUGGGUCCCUGUGAAGACUGCUGCGACCAGGACAAGGUGGAGCAAGGUGGCAUUAAAAGGGUUUGCUUCAAGGUGAACGAGGAGGACCAGGAGGACUCGGGUCACGACACAAUGAGCUACAGAGAUUCCUACAGCGAAUGCAACAGCAACCGAGAUUCCGUCCUAUCAUACACGAGCGUGAGGAGUAACAGCUCUUACCUGGGGAGUGAUGAAAUGGGAUCAGGGGAUGAGCUGCCAUGUGACAUGAGGAUCCCCUCAGACAAGCAGGACAAGCUGCAUGGCUGUCUUGAGCACCUUUUCAACCAGGUUGACUCCAUCAACUGCCUCCUCAAAGGAAGUGUCAUGACCAAGGCCUGUGAGGAAACCAAGCACUUUUACUCUGACCACAGCCAACCAGAGUUUCGCCAGACGGAAGACUGGACAGUUCGUUGUCGUUACGUCAUCCACAAGAACAUCCAGGAGGACCCUUGGAACCUUCCCAACUCGAUUAAAACUCUGGUGGAGAGCCUGCAAAGAUUUGUGGAUGAUGGAAAGAACCAACUUCUCCUGGCUCUACUUAAAUGCACAGACACCUCUCUUCAACUUCGACGAGAUGUCAUCUUUUGCCAGGCAGCUACGGCUGCUGUGUGCACGCUGGCCGAGCAGCUGUUGGCUGCAUUAAGAUGCCGCUUCAACAACGCCGGCGAGUACCAGGAGGACAGCAAAGAGACUAGUCGCAAAUGGCUGGAGCAAAUAUCUGCCAUCGGUGUGCUGCUGCACUUGCAGUCGACGCUCGCGCCACAUGUGAAAGAAGAGCGGACCAUGCUCGAAGACACCAAGGCGGCUCUGUCAGACUUGGACAAAGUCACAGUGUUCUUCAGGCAACUGGAGGAUGAAUGUCUAGUUGCAAACUCACCCGUGUGCUACCAGGUGGAGGGCAGCCGACAGGCCUUGAAGGUGACACUCUACCUGGAUAGCUGGCACUUCAGCGAGCUGCCCAGUCGGCUACAAAAUGGUGGCAACCUCAAACUCCACACCGUUCUGUUCACUAGAGCACUGGAGCGGCCAGAGGGGUUGUCCCAGCAAGAGUACAUCCCCAUGGAAGAGUUCCAGCAGCGCACCAAUGCUGUCUCCUUGGAGAAGGUCAAGGUCUACUACCGCAAACUCAGGGCCUUCUAUUUGGAGAAGUCAAAUCUCCCCACAGACUCAAACACUACAGCUAUGAAGAUUGAUCAGAUACUGGGCCUUGAAGUUAGAGAUCUUCGACCGAGCAUUGCAAAACUACUACGACCGCUCAACACGUUGGAAGACCUUUGUCGACUCAUGCAGUCAUACGUGAACGUGCGGCCCAAUGCCCACGGCCAUCCUUCUGGUGUCAGCGUGCUGUGUGUGUCCUCCGAGUUGUGCAACCGCCUUGGAGCCUGCCACAUCACUAUGUGCGCUACAGGCAUGCAGAGAAGUACCCUAAGUGUGACACUGGAACAGGCAAUGAUCCUCGCAAGGAACCACGGCCUCAUGCCCCGAUGCAUCAUGCAGACUAUGGACAUAAUGCGCAAGCAGGGGGCAAGAGUUGAGCUCUCUGCUAAAAAUCUCAAGGUGAUGGACCAGAUGCCACCUUCAGCACCAAGACUCUUCAAGCUAUGUUUGCCGCCCUCAGAUGGAGAACUCUAAGAAUACGAAAGAACUCUGAGAGAAGCCGCACUUGUGGACGAUGCCGGCAAGAAAUGAAAACAUGCCUUGCCACUUUUCUGCCAAAAGGACACAACUUAUGGAAAGAACCUCUUUUCUGACAGUGCAUUGUUCUCAUAGGAUUCCAACAUAAAUCUUAACUUGACUGAAGAUAUUGAUGGUAUCUGGUUUCACCGUUCAAGACCAAUGCAACCUGGAUUUCCAAACCUUAUCCUGGAGAGUUCUAUUGGCAAGAGGCCCCAUAUCUGCUUGAGUUGUCUGUCUACACAGAUCUCACAGUACCUGGGUCAACCAAACUAGCUGUAGCUACCAUCCAGAUCCAGAAGGUUGUCUAUUUUUGCCUCAGACUGCAACUCCAGAAGGCUUUCUCUGCUAUAAUAAAGUUGGUGUUCGAUUGGGUUUAAUGUUUGAAGCCCGACUGAACAGUAUGUAUGAUUGCUGGCUGGGUAGUAGCAGACGUUCAUGGCAGAAGGAUGGAAAGUAGGGAUCAACCCAGUGCAUGUGGUUACCGUGCAAUUACUGUAGGUUUUGUGUGAGUACUGUAUCGCGGCACUAUAUGAAGGAUAGUUAUUUAUUGUGUCCGAAAGGAGCGUUGUUAUUGUUUUUAAAUCCCUUAUGUGUAUCAUAGCAGGUUUUGAGAGAAUCUACUAGCAUUCCAACUGGCAUAUUGAACAGUAUUUCAAGGACCAAUGAUCUGCCAUCACUGCUUGUUUCUUGUGACCUAUUUAUAUGGGAUUUUGACAGGAGGUCUAACAUUCAUAUUCAGGGAUUAUAAUAGAGGGACAUUCCCCAGAAUCCAGACAAACAAAACAAUAAGCAGUUAGGGAUAUUUAACCAUUGGUAAAUUAUUAAUAUAUUCAUUGAAAUGUACUACCUGAAGGAUUACCUUCUGAUACUGAGUCGUUGUUGUUUUUAACUUUUUAAAUGGUCAUAAGACUGUAGGUAAUAAAA
Corythoichthys intestinalis (scribbled pipefish) is the source of this 6189-nucleotide messenger RNA. It is a transcript of the gene prex1, whose product is annotated as phosphatidylinositol-3,4,5-trisphosphate-dependent Rac exchange factor 1. Gene Ontology annotation, cellular component: plasma membrane. Gene Ontology annotation, biological process: intracellular signal transduction; G protein-coupled receptor signaling pathway; regulation of signaling. Bases 265 to 5220 code for a protein of 1651 amino acids. The transcript has 41 exons. NCBI's taxonomy places the organism in Eukaryota, Metazoa, Chordata, Actinopteri, Syngnathiformes, Syngnathidae. The record is from RefSeq and is a predicted model, not a curated record. Gene Ontology annotation, molecular function: guanyl-nucleotide exchange factor activity; GTPase activator activity; protein binding.